AUGCUUCAUGGACCUAUUCACUUGCACACGUUCCUGGUGAUCAUACAGGUGGUAUCGCAAGACAUGGCAGUCACGGCAACCAGCUACGCUAAUACUACGAGAGUAGAGCCGAGGAGUAACGCUGCGGAUGGCGCACUCGAAGCCUUCCUUAAGCAGGACUUUGAUCCUGUAGACUACCUCAAUGCCAAUAUUCCUCCCCUUGCCGUAGGCUCGAGGACGGCACAGAGCUCACAAUAUGGCCGCAGCGUACCUCUGUCAGAGCUCAACACACAGCUACAGACGAUGCUUGGCCAGCUUAAUGCUCAGAUGACAAGAUUGUCCAAUACACUAACACAAUUGACUGAUGAGAUCAUACGAAGUGGUGGCAGGCUGGCAUAUGAGGUCGAGGUCUUGCGAGGCGAUACUACUGGGCUGACUGACUCACUUGACAAUGAGUUGAGGAAGGAUAUCGAAAUCUUCACGAAAGUAUCAGAGGGAGAGAAUCUAUUGGAGGACGUCGCCAGUGACCCUACGACUUCACAGCCCCGUACAACAGCUGAACCCGAGUAUCUGGAGAAGCUACGCACUCUCACAGCUGUCCGCUCACGUCUCGACUCGGUAAUCAAAGUCUUCGGCGACGCAAUGGCCUGGCCCGUUGCACCUUCCGAUUUAUCCCUGGCCUCAUCUCUGAUCUCCAUUUCAGCACCAGAAUCUGAUGCAGACUCCCGUAUUCGAGAGGAGAAAGGCAAAGCUUUUGUGGAACAACUUCGCAACGAGAUCAAUGAUCUGGUUGGCAAAGGAAAUGAUGCUGCAAGUCUUGAAGCCGCGGCUUUGAGGGUAGAGCAGCUAGGACACUUGGCGGAGGUAUGGAAGGGCACAGCGGAGGAGAAGGCACGGAUCAAUGUCGUGGAGAGCUUGCAGCGACCGAUCGAGGAGCGGCAGAGAAUUGCUGGGCAGAGUAAGAAGGGUACUGGAGCAUCUGCGAAGGCUUUGGACUACCGCUAUGGCGAUCUUGGUGCGAGUGCGAGCACGACAAGCGCUGUCAGUGAAGACGGAUUUGGCUUUCUACAGAAUCUGAGGAAUUUCAAGAAUGACAUGUAUCUGGAUUGA
Molecule: messenger RNA, 1089 nt
Organism: Recurvomyces mirabilis
Lineage: Eukaryota; Fungi; Ascomycota; Dothideomycetes; Mycosphaerellales; Teratosphaeriaceae
Exons: 2
Coding region: 1-1089 (362 amino acids)
Source: RefSeq, a predicted model, not a curated record